AUGGACUUUGCAACGGAAUCCAAAGUUCGCAAGGAUCUUCUCAUCUACCACAUCAACACCAGACCCAUUUGCGAAGUAGUCAUCUUAACAGUGACGAUUCAACAAAUUCCUGAAGUUUGUGAUGUAACUACGUUUUUUGCACACAUCAAUACUUUCCAAGCUCUUAGAAACAACAAAUGGAUCUACAUACUCCAACGCAAGACUCCGUAUUCUUUAGAAUGCGAAAGCAAAACGACUCAUGGCAAAAUAUCUGAAGCAGGUAUCAUUACUCUGGAACAAGGAUGUAAAAUGUACACCGCGUUUGUUACACUCCUAGCUGAGGACACAAAAUCGAUCAACAUCAGCCAUCCUUUUAUCUAUGUUGAUAUUGAACACAUUUGCGUCCCAUAUGAAAUUAAGCUGCAACAACCAGAACUUGCACCAAUCCAGCUCAACAACCUUCAACUCGACUCUCUUAACUCGGUUAGACAACAAAUAAAAACUCACAUAAAAUUGCUUGAACAUAAUAAACCUACAUUCUUAGAAAAACAUGUAACAAAAUUUUCCAUAUUAUGUACGAUUACUGGAUAA
This is a messenger RNA of Parnassius mnemosyne (clouded apollo), 570 nucleotides long. NCBI's taxonomy places the organism in Eukaryota, Metazoa, Arthropoda, Insecta, Lepidoptera, Papilionidae. The record is from the annotation of a GenBank genome assembly.